AUGGCUGCGCCCGCAAACUCCCAAAUUAAUCGUCUACGAAACCAAAUUGCUACGCCGAUGGCCAGCCCAGUCAAUCAAAAUGGAAGCUUCGAAUUCGACCGUGUGCUCAAGAGCGGCUAUGUCCAGAAGCGAACCCAGAAGACCAAGACUUGGAAAUCCGUUUAUCUUGUCCUUAGACCCAGUGCUCUCUCGAUAUACAAGACAGACAAGGAGAGCAAGCUUCGACACAAGCUCUACACUUCGGAACUCUCCGCCGUUACGCUCCUCAAAGACCCCAAGAACAAGCGUCAUAAUCUCUUCGGUCUAUUCUCUCCAGCGAAGAACUACCACUUCGAGGCUCCGAGUGCGAAGGAUGCGCAAGAAUGGGUGGAUUUAAUUAAGAAAGAUGCUAAGAUCGAGGAAGAGGAAGAAGAGAUGUUCUUGGCAAGUCCUAUCAUUCGCCGACAGACGUUCGCUCCCGUCGGUAUGCUGCAGAAUGGGUCGGGAACGACGCGGAUCACACCCCAAGAUCACGAAAGACCCAUCUCUAGCUCACCCGAGCCUGUCGAUCCGAGAUCGUCACGAUCUGCGCAAUCUACGAGAAGACUUUCGCACAACGAUUAUUCGGGUCUAUCUGGCAACGAACUGGCAUCCCAUUCGGAUAUCUCCGAUAACGAAGGACGAGUCCACGGUGCGUCUAUCGAGAGUCUCGGUGCUCGAUCGCCCACGACGUCGGGGACGCAUAUAGAAACCGGUUCCAAUAACCGCCCGAAUUUGUGGCAUAGGAAUGCGAGCCAACUCAGCGGCCUGAAUAACCUCGAGAACGACCCGGACCGCAUCGUCUGGCAAGGCUGGCUGUGGCUGCUCAACAGCAAAGGCGGUGUGAAGCAGUGGAAAAACCGGUGGGCGGUUCUCCGACCUCGGAAUCUCAUCCUCUACAAGGACGAAUCCGAGUACAAGGCGUCCUUCAUACUAUCGCUCUCGGGGAUCGUCAACGUCGUGGACAUCGACCCGAUCAGCAAGACCAAGUCGCACUGCUUCCAGGUCAUCACGGACGAGAAGACGUACCGCUACUGCGCGCACGACGAGGAGACGCUGGUGCAGUGCCUGGGCGCUUUCAAGAGCCUGCUCUCCAAGCGCAGGGACUUGGAAGCCCGGGCAGCCGCCUCGGGGAACGUGACAUUACCGCCACCAUCACCACUGCCCGCAACAGCAGCAUGA
Daldinia caldariorum is the source of this 1200-nucleotide messenger RNA. RefSeq names its product PH-domain-containing protein. The record is from RefSeq and is a predicted model, not a curated record. Bases 1 to 1200 code for a protein of 399 amino acids. NCBI's taxonomy places the organism in Eukaryota, Fungi, Ascomycota, Sordariomycetes, Xylariales, Hypoxylaceae. The transcript is spliced from 2 exons.